GGCUGGCAGCGGCAGGACUGGAGUAACUACGACUACGGAGGCGCCCAGUGGCCUGCUGGCAAAGGAUGCGGCGCGGCUGGCAGGAGCGACUGCUGGAAGUGCGUUGCAUGCGGGUGCGGCAAGACCACAGUCUGGGCGUCGCACUGCAAGCACUGCGGAACGGCGCAGGGCACGGGCAGCAGCGGCCGUGGGCAGGACGCCCCGCUGGACGCAAAGGAGCUCCAGAUGCUGGUCGCCCUGGCGCGCCGCGCAGGUGACCAGGCUACCGCGGCCAGGUGCCAGGGCCAGCUGGACUCCAUGGCGGCAGCCUCGAAGCCCCCGCCCAAGGCCCUGCAGGACCAGGUCAGCGACCUGCACCACCGCAUCAAGAAGCUGGACGGCAGGCUGGAGGCUGAGCUGGCGAAGCUUGCGAGGUGGCAGGACGGCAUCAGGGCGCAGGAGGUUCCCAUCCACGACUUAUCGAAGCACCCCGAGGCCAUGGCCACAGAACAUCGGCAACUGGUUGCGCAGCUUCACAGUGCAGUUGUUCCUCUCUCGGGUGACUCAGAGGUCACGCCUGGGCCCACUUUGUCACUCCGCGACCUCGUGGACGGGCGGGCCUCCAACAUCGUCAUCGACGACAGAGGCCUCUUCUCUGUCGACGCUGAGGGCAUGGAGGCAUCGGAUCUUCAAGGGGUGGAGCGACGCCGGGCCGACUUCAAGGAGCACAUCGGCAAGGCAGCCAAGGCCCUGUUCGCCGAAGCUAUGGAGCGUGCUGCAGUCGCCAAGGCCGAGCACGACGGGUACCUCAAGCGCAUGGCCACCAAGCGCAGGAAGGGGCGCGACGGGGCCGCGUCGGCUGGGGGCGGA
Prorocentrum cordatum is the source of this 849-nucleotide messenger RNA. Lineage: Eukaryota; Dinophyceae; Prorocentrales; Prorocentraceae. The record is from the annotation of a GenBank genome assembly.